UCCAGUAUUUCGGAAGACCACAUCCAAGGAGCAGAAUGAAGUGGUUAAUCUUCAUCUUAGUCUGUAUCCAGCUUUCUGAGGGUCUGCACAAAGUGCCUUUGUACAGAUGUAAGUCUAUCCGUGAGAUCCUUAAGGAGCGUGGGGAGCUGAAACAGUUUUUAGAAACCCAUAAGAGGGACCCAGCCUUGAAAUACCGGCAUCUCUUUCCUGGAUACCAGACAGAGGCUGCAGAUGAACCACUCCUGAAUAACAUAGAUAACUUCUACUAUGGACCUAUUACGAUUGGAACUCCAGCCCAAAGCUUCGAAGUUCUGUUUGACACUGGCUCAUCAAAUCUUUGGAUCGCCUCCAUCUACUGUGACAGCCCAACAUGCAGGAAUCACAACAGGUACAAUCCACAGCAGUCCUCUACGUUCAGCACCAACAAACAAACCUUUGAAAUAUUUUAUGGCUCUGGUAGCUUGACUGGAUUUUUUGGCUAUGAUACAGUGAAUGUUGCUGGAAUUUCUAUUCCAAACCAGGAAUUUGGCCUCAGUGUGACUGAACCUGGUACAGCCUUCUACUACUCGAAGUUUGAUGGAAUCCUUGGUCUCUCCUACCCCGCGCUUUCAGCAGGUGGUGCCACACCCGUGUUCGAUGGCAUGAUGAAUGACCAUCUGGUGUCGCAACCUAUAUUCUCCGUGUAUCUGGGCAGUGUUCCGAAUAGUCCAAAUGGCGGUGAAGUGACGUUUGGAGGAAUUGACAGCAGCAAGUACACUGGCCAAAUAGUCUGGGUCUCUGUGCUUCAGGAACUGUACUGGCUCAUCCCCAUGCAAGGUGUGCUUCUCAAUGGCCAAUCAACCUUCUGUUCCCAAGGAUGCCAAGCUAUGGUUGACACUGGGACUUCAUACCUCACUGCACCAAGUCAGGAGUUGACAGAACUGCUGCAAUACAUUGGUGCAACAGAGAACGAGUAUGGAGAGUUCGUUGUCAACUGUAACGACGUUGCAAACAUGCCUUCGUUGACAUUUAUAAUCAAUGGAGCAGAACUCACCAUCCCAGCUUCAGCCUACAUCAGGACGAGUUAUGACUACUGUUUUGCUGCACUUGAGGCAACUUAUCUGUCUGCUCCCACCGAUGAUGGACCAUUCUGGAUCUUGGGUGAUGUCUUCCUGAGAGAGUUCUACUCCAUUUACGACAGAGGGAACAAUAGAAUGGGAUUCGCUAAAGCUGUCUAAGAUGCCUAUUUCCAACUUGCCUUCAGUGUCUCUGGACGUAGAGAGGAUC
Molecule: messenger RNA, 1266 nt
Organism: Pristis pectinata (smalltooth sawfish)
Lineage: Eukaryota; Metazoa; Chordata; Chondrichthyes; Rhinopristiformes; Pristidae
Product: gastricsin-like
Exons: 9
Coding region: 36-1217 (393 amino acids)
Biological process (GO): proteolysis
Molecular function (GO): aspartic-type endopeptidase activity
Source: RefSeq, a predicted model, not a curated record